Messenger RNA from Zea mays, 1163 nucleotides. RefSeq names its product cytosolic enolase 3. The coding region runs from base 373 to 828 and encodes 151 amino acids. The transcript is spliced from 2 exons. The record is from RefSeq and is a predicted model, not a curated record. NCBI's taxonomy places the organism in Eukaryota, Viridiplantae, Streptophyta, Magnoliopsida, Poales, Poaceae. Gene Ontology annotation, cellular component: phosphopyruvate hydratase complex. Gene Ontology annotation, molecular function: magnesium ion binding; phosphopyruvate hydratase activity. Gene Ontology annotation, biological process: glycolytic process.
GAGGAGAAAGCAGUUUCUGGAGAGUUCUCACGUGUUCGCGGAUAGACCCGGAUAGACACGACGCCGCUGUAUUGGAGCGUGGAGAAUGCUAGAGAGAGCUAUCCAGUGGCAGUCCCUCUUUUAGAUCGUAGUACUGGGCUGGGUUUCUAGUAAUUUUGUUCAUGGACCAAGACCUGGGCUUAUGCUGGAAAAAUAAUUCAGCUCAACAUCAAACGAGGCCCAUUCCUCAGACCUCUCUGUCUCGUCUUCCUAGUUCGGACUUCGGAUUAAGACGACCCACCGAGCACCUCGAUACGGCGGAGUCGUGGGAAGCCAGGGAGGUGAGGACGACGUGGCGAAGUCGUGAGGACAAAUUCCACCGCUGUGGCAGCCAUGUCAGUGCAGGAGUACCUGGGGAAGCACCUGCUCUCGCGCAAGAGCGAGGAGGCCCUGAAUACGGCGGUCCGCGCCAAGGCCCCUAACCCGGCGCUUUUCAUCGUCGGCCACAUGAGGCGGGAGGCGCCCACCGUGAUCACGAGGGUGCGGGCGCGCCAGAUCCUUGACGGGCGUAGCGCACCGGCCGUUGAGGUCGAGUUGCACACCAACAAGGCCGUGCACCGAGCAUCUACGGCUAGCGUGGGCGCGCUCGAGGGCGCCGCCGCCGACGCGGCCGGGGCCUCCGAGAGGCGGAAGUUCCUCGCCAGGGGGGUCGCCUACGCGGUGCGGGUGAUCAACGACAAGGUGUCGGAGGCACUCGUUGGGAUGGAUCCGCAGCAGCAGACGCAGAUCGACCAGGCCAUCAUGCACUUGACAGGGCGCGCCACAAGGUUCCACUCUACAAGCAUAUAGCGGAUCUUGUUGGCAAAAGCGCUACAACUCUUCGUGUCCCUGCAAUUACAGUCAUUAAUGGUGGAAGAGCACACGAGGACACAAGGAUUUAGAGUGGUUCGGGCCGCCGGAGCGUAAUACCCUACUCCACUGUGUGUUGUAUUGAGUUUGUGAACUUGAGAGCUUGUAUGAACUUGUGAGUCUGAGGGUCUGAGUGAACCUGCCUUGUAACGUCGUGUGUCUUCCCUUUUAUAGCUCAAGGGAGGCACAUACAAGGAUGCUGAGCCCCGACAUGUGGGCUCAGGAACAUAACAGAAGGAAUAUAUUAUAGGAGUAACUAACGCCUGUUCCUGGCA